AUGUUGCACGAAAUCACUGCGUUGGCUGCCAGGGGGGUCGACGUAUCUGCCCCCUCCGGCGCCGGCGGCCUCUCUGCCCUGCACCGCGCGACUCUUUCGGGUAGCAUGGACGCCCUUCGCACGCUUCUCGAGGCCGGGGCGGACCCCGACGCAGCGGAGGCCGAUGGCGGGCGAACGGCGCUCCACUUCGCCGCCCUCCGGUCCGACCUGGAGGCGGUACAAACCCUCGUGGCGGCGGGGGCGAACAAGGAGGCCCGCGACCUCGACGGCCGCACCCCUCUCCUCCUUUCCUGCAUCGUGCAGUGCCCGUCGGCGCCGGCCAUAACCACCCCGUUGUGUCUCCUGAGGGCCGGUGCCUUUGCGACGGCGGCGGACGCUCAGGGCACGACGGCGCUGGACAUCGCCGUGCGGUACGGCCGCGCGGCGAUCGUCCGGGAGAUCUUCUUCCGGAGGGAGGGGGCGCCUCGCCCAAUCCCCAGUAACCUGGGGCUCUUGUAUGAGGCCGUGAGGGGAGGGGACGCCGGGAUCGUGGCUUGCCUGGUGGACAACGGGUGGGAGGGCGGGGUGCCCGUCGUUACCGCUUCCCCCCAGCCGCCGCCGGCGGUGGUCCCGCCGUCGUUGGAGUCGAGAGAGACGUCCGGUGGGCCGGCGCCAUUGCCCGUCGGUCGAAAGGGUUCGGCUGCUUCUUCAUCGGCUGCCGCAGCUGCUGCUGGGUCGCCCUCGUCGGUGGCGGCGACGGCGGCGGCGGCGGCGGGUGAGACGCUGUCGCCGCUCAUGCUGGCAGCGGACAGCGGGCGGGUGGACGUGGUCAGGGCUCUCCUGCGCGGGCGCCACGGGGGGUUCCCGAACGCGGGCGACACGCGCGGCUACACGGCGCUACACUUCGCCACGAUGCGGGGGUCGGUGGGCAUCGCAGAGGCGCUCCUCCAGGGAGCCGCGGGUUUCCACAAGGGCGUGGGAGGCGGGGAGAACAAUGGCAAAGGCAACGGCAACGGCGACAGCGGUGUCGUUUCUGUUGUCACCGCUGGUGCUGGUGCUUGUGCUCGUACUGCUGCUGCUGCUGCUGCUGCUGCUGCCAAAGGUGCUGGUGAUGGUGCUGGUGCUGCUUCUGCUGCUUCUGCUGGCUCGCCGGCAGCGGUGGCGGCGACGGCACCACAGCCACCGGCGGCGUCGGCGUCGGCGGACCCAGACGUGACGAAUGCGGACGGAGACACCGCCCUGCACGUGGCCGUGGCGACUCGGCGGAUCGGCGUCGGACAGGCGCUUCUUCGCGCCGGCGCGUCCGUCGGGAUCGCGAACGGGCUCGGGCACACGGCGCUCCACUUCGCGGCGGCGCUGGGGCUCUCGGGGUUCGCGAAGGAGCUGCUGGACAGGGGAGCGGACGUAGCUGCGGUGGACGGGACGGGGUCUGAUCAUUCCGCCAAUGCGGCAGGUGCUUCUGGUCGUGGCGGUGGCGGUGGGGGUGGUGUAAUCGCUAGCUCCGCGAGCGGGAGGAACGCCAGAGACAAGCCGGGAGGCGACAGGAGGGCCAAGAUGGCCGCGGCCGUGAGGGUCACCGCGACCGUGGCGCCCAGGAGAAGAAGCAGCAGCGCCACCUCUACCCCAUCAGCGGCCGCCGCCGUCGCCGCCGCCGCUGCCGCCGCUUCCUCUAACGCGGGCAGGGGCCGCUGCACCAGGGUGUCCGCCGCCGCCCUCGCCACGUCUCUGGCGAGCCCACUGUCGAAGAAGCCAAGCCAAAAGAGAAGGGCUAGCGCGGGCACUGCCGCCACAAUCCGAAGAGGCGGCGGGAGUCCCAACAGGAGAAAGGAAGGCCGCACGCCCUUGCACUUCGCCGCCAUGAACGGCAGUGUGGGGGCGGCGAGAGUGCUCCUGGCGGCGGGCGCGCCGCCGGCGCAUCGGCGCAACCGCAAGCGCGAGUCUCCGCUGCUACUGGCGGCGAAGGGUGGGCAUGCGGAGGUGGUGGAGCUUCUGCUCGAGGCGCUAGGACCUGGGGGCCACGUCAACGCGGCGACGGCGGCGGGAGACACGCCCCUCGGCGUGGCGUUGGCGAACGGCCACGGCGAUAUUGUGGUGCAGGUGAUUGGUUGGGGGGUUCGGGACGACAAGGCUCUGUGCCUCGACAUCGGCAGGGACGACAGGGUUCCGCCCCUCGACCUCACCAACGUCUUGAAGACUCUCCCCAAGGACAACCCUGCUGGCGCCGGAACGGCGCGGGUCCUCUCCGCCCCGCUCCACGCCGCCUGCCGCGGCGGAGGGCGAACAUUGGUGGAGGCGUUGCUCGAAAAAGGGGCCGAUGUCAACGCGUCCCGGGACCCGGCGGGUGACAAAGAAGGGAGAAGGAUGCUGAGGCCGCUUCACGUGGCCGCGGCGUACGGGAACGCGGAGGCCGUGGGCGCGCUGACGCUUCGGGGGUGCCUGCUGGACGUCAAGACGCGGGAUCCUAGCGGGUGGGUGUCGAGCACGCCGCUCGGGAUCGCCGUGCAGGAAGGCCACCUGGAAGCCGCCCGCGUGCUGGUGGACGCCGGCGCCGCCAUCGACGCGGUCCCCCGGGGGCAAGACGGGAAGGAGCGGGCGACGUCCCUCGCCCGGCUGGCGGCGGACAUGAGGCGCGGGGACAUGGUGGCCCUCCUAGCCAGGGCAAUCGUCGACCGCGACUCGUCGGAGACUUGGGCGCGAGAGUGGGCCGCUUCCAGGGGGUUUAGGGUCGGCGGCCUCAGUGCCGCUGCCGGCGCUGUCGGCGGGGCCGAUGUCGGAGCGGAGGAGGAGGAGGACGGGGAGGAGGCGGGGACGGUUGAGCCGGUUGCGGCAACGGUGUCGAGGAGUGCGCGAGCCGGCGCUGCCGGUGCUGUCGGCAGGGCCGUUGUAGGAGCGGGGGAAGGGAGGGGAGUGCGGAAGGUUGUCCAGGAAACGGUGUCUUGGAGGGCGCGAGCCGGUGCUGCCGGUGCCGUCGGCAGGGCCGUUGUGGGAGCGGGGGACGGGACGGGAGUGCGGAAGGUUGUCCAGAAAACGGUGUCUAGGGGUGAGCGGGCUCGGCGAAGGUCAUUCUUGAGUGAGGGGAAGGGCGGGGAGGAAGUGGUUGUGUUGGGAGAGGCUCGGACGCUGGGGCCCGGACGGCGGGGUCCCCGGCAGCGUGCGGGGCUUUGA
Ectocarpus sp. CCAP 1310/34 is the source of this 3144-nucleotide messenger RNA. NCBI's taxonomy places the organism in Eukaryota, Phaeophyceae, Ectocarpales, Ectocarpaceae. The record is from the annotation of a GenBank genome assembly.